This is a messenger RNA of Alternaria arborescens, 546 nucleotides long. RefSeq lists its product as hypothetical. Lineage: Eukaryota; Fungi; Ascomycota; Dothideomycetes; Pleosporales; Pleosporaceae. The record is from RefSeq and is a predicted model, not a curated record. Bases 1 to 546 code for a protein of 181 amino acids. The transcript has 2 exons.
AUGUCUUCAAACAAGGACCAUACCUCGACUCCUCAAUCCUACUUGGACCAGGCCACAGGCGCUGUCCAGAGCGCCAUCGGCUCUCUGACGGGUAGCACCGCCGACAAGGCUCAAGGCGAGAACCGCAAAGACGCCGCGGCCGCCGAACAUGAUCUCUCUCACUCAGCCGCCAAAGCCGGUCCCUUCUCCGUAACCCCCUCAGGCGGCGUCGCAAAGGACAACUCGGACCGCACCGAAGGCUCAUGGAACCAAAACAUGGGCGCCGCCAAAGAAGCGCUCGGCGGUCUUGUCGGUGCCGAGGGCCUCAAGCAGCAGGGUAUUCAGCAGAACAAGGAGGGCAAGGAGCAAGAAGCUGCUGGACAGGUCAAUGACCUCGGCAAGGGCAUCGGAGAUAGGCUUGGUGGUACGGUUGGCGGUGCUGUUGCAAGUUUGACCGGCAAUGCAGCGCAAAAGGAAGAGGCGCAACGGCAGCACGAUGAGGGAAAGGCGAGGCAGAGGGGUGUCGAAGCAGACUUGCAAAAGCAGGCUGAGGCCGAGAGGCGUUAA